AAAUUCUUAUUUUCAAUAUUUUAUCAUUGAUUCUAUAACUUUAGGCCAUACGCCUCAAAAUUUUAGUGACAAUAGCAAAGCCCAAAUUUAUCAAACAAGAUUUAUUGGUGUGCCGUGCGCAAUCCCGAAACCUGAACCAAAUUCUACUUCUAGUACAAUUUAUAUUUGGCCAUGUAAACAUCUCAAUUGAAAAUGAUGAAGCUAUUCCCGCGUAAGGGAACACCAUUUGUUUACACCAAAUACCCUUUAUGCCUCUCCAAAAUGGCUUCUUUCUCAUCACCAUCUCAGCAUCUGAAUCUGACAAAGGCUAUCCUCGACUCCCAAAACCCUCACCAAGCACUCAACCUUUUCAAUUCCAAUGCUAAACUCUUAAACCCAUUGAAGAAUCUCGAGCCUUAUUCAGCCAUGAUUCACAUCUUGACCGGUGCUAAACUUUACUUUGACGCCAGGUGUUUGAUAAAAUACCUCAUUAAAUCCCUCCAAAGCUCUUCGAAACCCCAUCAUGCUUGCCACUUAAUUUUCGAUGCCCUUAGCAAAUUACAAACCUCAAAAUUCACUCCCAAUGUGUUUGGAUCCUUAAUCAUUGCAUUUUCCGAGAUGGGUCUAAUCGAAGAUGCCUUGUGGGUUUAUAGAAAAAUCGGAACUUUCCCUCAAAUGCAGGCUUGUAAUGCACUUUUAGAUGGGUUAGUUAAGUUGGGCAGGUUUGAUUCGAUGUGGGAUCUUUAUAAUGAAUUGCUUUCACGGGGGUUUUUGCCUAAUGUUGUUACUUAUGGGGUGUUGAUAAAUUGUUGUUGUUGUCAAGCUGAUGUUUCAAAGGCACGCGAGUUGUUUUAUGAUCUGUUAAUGAAAGGAAUUCGACCCAAUGUUGUUGUGUACACGACUGUCAUUAAGGUUCUUUGUAAUGAAGGUAAAAUGCUUGAGGCGGAAUGUAUGUUUAGAUUAAUAAAAGAUUGGUAUUUCCUUCCAAAUUUGUACACUUAUAAUGUUUUGAUGGAUGGAUAUUGCAAGAUGGAUAAUGUUGAACGUGCCUUUGAAAUAUAUCGGAUGAUGAUUGGUGAUGGGUUGGGACCAAAUAUUGUUACUUUUGGUAUCUUGAUUGAUGGACUUUGUAAGGUUGGUGAAUUGGUAGUAGCAAGGAGCUAUUUUGUUUGUAUGGUUAAGUAUGGUGUUUUCCCCAAUAUAUUUGUCUACAAUUGUUUGAUUGAUGGUUACUGUAGGGCAGGUAAUUUUUGUGAAGCAGUGGAGUUGAGCUCAGAAAUGGAGAAGUCAAAAAUUUUGCCUGAUGUUUUCACAUAUAGCAUACUGAUCAAGGGUCUCUGUAGCAUAGGUAGAGUGGAGGAAGGGAGUUUUUUGUUACAGAAAAUGAACAAAGAUGGAGUUUUGGCUAAUUCUGUUACUUACAAUUCCCUGAUUGAUGGGUACUGCAAAGCGGGUAACAUGGAGAAAGCUUUGGAGAUAUGCUCUCAAAUGACUGAAAAUGGUGUAGCACCAAAUGUCAUCACUUUCUCUACAUUGAUUGAUGGUUACUGCAAGACUGGAAAUAUGCAAACUGCCAUGGGCUUUUACUCAGAAAUGGUUAUCAAAGGCCUUGUUCCUGAUGUGGUGGCUUACACAGCUCUGAUUAAUGGGUACUGUAAAAAUGGUAAUAUGAAGGAGGCUUUCCGGCUGCAUAAAGAGAUGCUGGAAUCGGGAUUAACACCCAAUGCUUUCACAUUAAGUUGUUUAAUUGAUGGCCUUUGCAAGGAUGGAAGAGUUUCUGAGGCUUUCAGCUUUUUCUUGGAGAAGACUAGAACUGGUAUCAGUGCAAAUGUAACUGAUGAGAUUAAUGGCCUCUUUUGCUCUCCAAAUCAUGUGAUGUAUACAAGCUUGAUUCAGGCACUGUGCAAGGAUGGCCGGUUAUUUGAAGCAAGUAAAUUUUUCUCAGAUAUGAGAUACGGUGGUUUGAUGGUAGACGUGCCCUCAUACAUUGUCAUGUUAGAGGGUCACUUUCAAGCCAAGAAUGUGAUUGAUGUGAUGAUGUUGCAUGCGGAUAUGAUAAAGAUGGGCAUCAUGCCAAGCAUUGCCAUCAACAUGUUCGUAGCCAGGGGUUAUCAAGAGAUUGGAGACCUGAGAUCAGCUCUAAGGUGCUCUGAGGAUUUAGCAGUUCAGAGCCUGGGCGUUUUGAAUUAAGGGGAGCAAAAAGAACUUCAGUAUACAGUGAAUGAGAACAGUAAGGUCAUUUUGUGAUUAGGCUAUGUUUCUGAUGGGUGAAUUUUUCCCAUAUUGCUGGUGCGUUCUCUCUCUGACCUCAGAGCUUGAGGUUGUGCAAUUUUUGUUGGCACUGCAUCAAAUUGUUUGCUGCUAAGAGGGGAAGUUCUGCCAGUGAUCAUUUAAGUUGAAAUGUUUGGAAGCCAUGAUAUGCCAGACUUUUGAUUCUCGAAUCCUUGAAGACCUAAAGUCUUGGCAUGCCCAUGUAUUAUUCGUAUAUGAAGAUCUCCUGAAUCUUGAAAGCAAGCCAGCUAUGCUGUGCUGCUUGGCUGGAGAAAUCAUGAUUUCAAUGCUCAACUAACUCAAAUUCUUUGGUGCUCCAUUACCAGUUAAGACUAAUGCAAAUUUUGGUAAAUUAUUAACUUGGAGCACAAAAGUGAACAAGUAAUGAUUGCAUGAAGAGUUGCUUAUUGCUAGUUCCAAUCUAGUCUCCUGCCUCAGGGCAAUUUGCACGAGGUCAGGCUAAUGAGGUAAAGUGGAAAGAGUGGACUGUAGGACAUUGCUGGGAGCUUGUAAUCUGGAAUGAAGAGAUUGCGCUUGGUGAAAAAGUUAGGUGUCGAUUGCUGGAGUUGGAGCCUGGACAUUUUGAGGACAAUGUUGCUACGUCCAAUAUCCAUGCUGCCAAAGGGAUGUGGGAUAAGAAAGGGAUAGUUAGAGAUCAGAUAAAGCAGAGAAGGGCUCGUGGGUGUAGUUCAAUUGAGGUGGCUAGUUACAUCAGUGAGUUUGUUUCCUGGGAUGAUGAUCAUCCUCUCAAGGCUGAGAUAUAUAUGAAGCCCUCAAAUAUUUGACUGUCAGCACGCAAUAAUAUGGCUACUCUCCUGAGAUUUCAAACCUGGCAGAGUACCGAUCAAGAAAAUUAAAGGUUCCAGACUGUGGAAGUGAGUUGCAUAAUUUAGGGCACAGGACGCCAAAGGUAGCUUCAUUCUAUGUACAUCCCUUUCAGCUUCAAUUUUGCUCUCUAAA
This is a messenger RNA of Durio zibethinus, 3210 nucleotides long. Its product is annotated as Pentatricopeptide repeat (PPR) superfamily protein. The record is from RefSeq and is a predicted model, not a curated record. Gene Ontology annotation, molecular function: protein binding. Lineage: Eukaryota; Viridiplantae; Streptophyta; Magnoliopsida; Malvales; Malvaceae.